AGAAAUGUAUCAUUCCACUACCCAGGUUGCCAAAACCAUCCCAGCGUCUGCAACGUCUCCCUCACCAUUGAGCCCGGUCAACUAGUCGUCCUCGUGGGCGUCAACGGCAGCGGCAAGACCUCCCUCCUCAAGCUCAUCGCCGGACUCUCGUGUGCAUGCGGGGGUGAAAUCGAAAUCGACGACCAUCCCGUGCACGAAUAUGAUAGCCGCCAUUUGCGCCGUUCUAUGGCGUUCAUGACAUCGUCCGAAGAUAUUUACCCCGUGUCGUUACGCGAGAAUAUAUUGAUGGGGUUGGAUGAUUGUGGCUUCGAAUUGAGUGACGUUGCUGAAAAGAUCGAGGAAGCCGCGCGGCUUGGGGGGGCGUAUGACGUUGUUCAACGACUAGGGCAGGAUGCCAUUCUGAAUCCUUGUCGGGUUCUCGGGCAGAGUCUGCGCGGGUGUGGGAAUGGAGAAAUUGGGGACGCUGCGCUCAGGGAAUUGGAUCUCCAUUCGCCCGCUUUGAUGAUAUUGGAUGAGCCAACAUCUGCGUUGGACUCUAUGGCUGAACGUGAUUUCUUCAAACGUUUUCGUGAGAUCGGGAAUGGGAAGACGAUGAUUUUUGUGACGCAUCGGUUUGGAAGCAUCGUGAAAAAUGCUGAUAUGAUUUUAUGCAUCGAUGGAGGGAAAGUAGUUCAGCAAGGCACUCAUGCGGAAUUGAUUGAGAAGAAUGGUAGAUAUGCGGAACUCUACAAUGUUCAAGCGGCUGCUUUUUCAAGUUCAUGA
Messenger RNA from Laccaria bicolor S238N-H82, 762 nucleotides. Its product is annotated as ABC transporter. The record is from RefSeq and is a predicted model, not a curated record. The annotation marks the transcript as partial. Gene Ontology annotation, molecular function: ATP binding; ATP hydrolysis activity; ABC-type oligopeptide transporter activity. The transcript is spliced from 3 exons. NCBI's taxonomy places the organism in Eukaryota, Fungi, Basidiomycota, Agaricomycetes, Agaricales, Hydnangiaceae.